CUCGCCAACAAUCUUUCCAAGUAUCAAACAAACGUCUAGAGGUCAAGAUGGGGAAAAAGCGCAAGAACCCCGAGCGUGUCGAGCAUUAUGACGAAGCGCCUCCAAAGAAGCGGCCCUUAACAAACCCCUUGCCCGAAGGUGUUCAUCAUUACCAGGACAUCGAAGAAGUUCCGUGGGACAUUCAAAAAUAUUGGCAUCAAGGCUACUCUAUCUUUUCAAAAUAUGACGACGGUAUCUGGAUGACUGAUGAUUCAUGGUAUGAAGUCACUCACGAGUCGGUCGCAAAUACUAUUGCACAGCACAUGGCAGAGGCAGCGCCAGAGGGCAAGUCAAUCAUCUUCGACAUUAUGUGUGGCGUCGGGGGAAACACUAUCGCAUUUGCGCUUUCCGGCAAAUGGAAACGAGUCUAUGCGAUUGAGAAGGAUGCAGCUACUCUGGCCUGUGCCAAACAUAAUGCCGAGAUCUACGGCGUCGCAGACCGGAUUACCUGGUUUCAGGGGGAUUGUUUUGAGAUUCUAGGCCUGGACGAGUCCAAGAAGGGGAAUACUGUGGAAGCGCUUAAAGCGAUUGCUGGCAGUUAUGGUGUCAUUUUCGCCAGCCCCCCAUGGGGAGGUCCCGGGUACCGCGAAGCCGAAGUCUUCGACCUCGAGGCCAUGCAGCCAUACCCUUUCAGCCAUCUCUACGAAUCUCUCCAGAAGCUGACGCCUAAUGUGGUACUGUAUUUGCCGAGGACCAGUGACCUCCGGCAAAUUGCCAAAGUGGUAGGGGAGGACAAGAAGACCCAAAUUGUACAUUACUGCACAAAAGGCAGCAGCCGGGCCUUAUGUGCAUACCUAGGAGACUGGGGAUCGCUGAGAUUGGGAGAUUUGUGAUUCAAGUUGGCACGGACUGUUGCAUAAUGUCACUCUGCAUGGAAUAUUGCUAUGAUACCCUGAAUUAGUGAAUUAAUCAUACUUGGCUCGGAC
This is a messenger RNA of Cladophialophora immunda, 965 nucleotides long. RefSeq lists its product as uncharacterized. Gene Ontology annotation, molecular function: RNA cap trimethylguanosine synthase activity. Gene Ontology annotation, biological process: 7-methylguanosine cap hypermethylation; 7-methylguanosine RNA capping. The record is from RefSeq and is a predicted model, not a curated record. Bases 48 to 872 code for a protein of 274 amino acids. Lineage: Eukaryota; Fungi; Ascomycota; Eurotiomycetes; Chaetothyriales; Herpotrichiellaceae. Gene Ontology annotation, cellular component: nucleus. The transcript has 4 exons.